Messenger RNA from Oncorhynchus kisutch (coho salmon), 2386 nucleotides. Its product is annotated as ras-related protein Rab-15-like. NCBI's taxonomy places the organism in Eukaryota, Metazoa, Chordata, Actinopteri, Salmoniformes, Salmonidae. The record is from RefSeq and is a predicted model, not a curated record. Bases 252 to 890 code for a protein of 212 amino acids. Gene Ontology annotation, biological process: Rab protein signal transduction. Gene Ontology annotation, molecular function: GTP binding; GTPase activity. The transcript is spliced from 6 exons.
GGAGCUUCCCCCGCCACCGCACCCAUCAGAGGAGGAGUGGGCUGGGUGGAAUCCCUUCUCUUAUACCUAGGCGUUGUUACCAAAGAGACCGCUCCUCCUGGUUUGAUAGGCAGAGCUGCUCACCGGUUCCUCGAAAGACUAUCAAAAGACCUGAUUGCAUUUUGGGCAGACAUGGGCUGGGGUGUAGCUCUGUUGCUUUUGGAAAUUCGUUGCUGAGUUAGCUUGCUGGCUGUUCUAAUUUCUAAGACGCUAUGGCUAAGCAGUAUGAUGUGCUCUUCCGACUCCUGCUUCUCGGAGAUUCGGGGGUUGGAAAAACAUGUUUAUUAUGCAGAUUCACGGACAACGAAUUUCACCCGUCACACAUUUCCACAAUCGGAGUCGAUUUCAAAAUGAAGACGCUAGAGAUAGACGGCAUCAAAGUGCGGAUACAGAUUUGGGACACAGCAGGACAGGAGAGAUAUCAGACCAUCACUAAGCAGUACUACAGACGAGCACAGGGAAUCUUCCUGGUUUACGACAUCACAAGUGAGCGAUCCUUCCAGCACAUCAUGAAGUGGGCCAGCGAUGUGGACGAGUAUGCUCCUGAUAACAUCCAGAGGAUCCUCAUAGGGAACAAGUCAGACGAGGAGGAGAAGAGACAGGUUGCUACAGGACAGGGCAACAAGCUGGCCAAGGAUUAUGGGAUGGACUUCUUUGAGACAAGUGCCUCCACCAACUAUAACAUCACAGAGUCCUUCACACGAUUGGCUGAGCAGGUCCUGGCAGCCAAUAAGAAGGACCUGGACCUCCUAAGGGCGUCAGUCACAGACGAGCUCAACCUCACCGCCCUGGAGGAGGAGGAGGGCAUCACAGACGGGGCCGCCGCCUCACAGAAGGGCUGCUGGUGUUAAGGGCUGCGCCUGGUCAAAAGUAGUGCACUAUGUAGGGAAUAGGGUGAAAAAAGUAGUGCCCUAUGUAGGGAAUGGGGUGAAAAAAGUAGUGCACUAUGUAGGGAAUAGGGUGAUAAAAAAGUUGUGCCCUAUGUAGGGAAUAGGGUGAAAAAAAGUAGUGCCCUAUGUAGGGAAUAGGGCGAGAAAAGUAGUGCCCUAUGUAGGGAAUAGGGUGAGAAAAGUAGUGCCCUAUGUAGGGAACGGGGUGAAAAAAGUAGUGCACUAUGUAGGGAAUAGGGUGAGAAAAGUAAUGCCCUAUGUAGGGAAUACGGUGAGAAAAGUAGUGCACUAUGUAGGGAAUAGGGUGAGAAAAGUAGUGCACUAUGUAGGGAAUAGGGCGAGAAAAGUAGUGCCCUAUGUAGGGAAUAGGGUGCCACUUCUUAUGUAAGGACUGGGUCUGGAUGCGUCUCAAAACACACCCUAUUCCCUAUGCGAGAUCUGGUUUAAAGUAGUGCACUUUGUAGGGAAUAGGGUGGAGGGUGACACUUCUCUUUUUCAUGUUAGAACCUGAUUAACGUAACCGAUUGCCUUUCUACCAUCAUAGAUUGUGUACUGGCAUUUGAUAGGUUUUUUAAAUUGUAUUUUUCAUUGUAGUUGUUAGGUUUUGCCACAAGAGGGUGCUGCUGAUACAUGCUGUGUUAUAUACAAAGCUUUCAGUAUUUAGAGUACACCGCAGGGCUGUUGAUAAAGUGGUCACGACCCAUUACACUGUUCUACUGUAAUGCAUCUCCAAUGAUCCACCGUUCCCUUUAUAGUACACUGCUCGGCUAAGCUCAGACCUACUGCGCCAUAGGGAAUACACUGUUUGUGGUACAGACAAUGUUCCAUUUAGUUUCAGCCUCGUCAUUUUGUUUCUCGAGGCAACUUUCAAUGACAAUGUACAUAAUACUCCUAGUUUAAUUGAACGUAUUACCAUUACAGGCCUGUAUAAAGUGUUGACAUUUUUGAUGGUCUUAAAAUAUUCCCUCUAUGAUUCUAUCUACGAUGACGUAUUUUGUUUUCUUCUGUCAUGUUGUCCAGACUAGCAACGGACCAGCGAGAGAUCUGCAUGCGUCCACACUUCAAGCCUCAUAUUUUAAUUUUAUUGCAACUUCAAUGAAGUUAAUUAUUCAACUGGUCAUUUAUUAAACACUUAAUUCAGCAUUUGACCAGAGUGGUCUGACGUUAUUAUUCUUAACCUGGCCUAUUCUCUCUACGACUGACACAAUGUUAAUAGUGCUACCAUCAACAUAAACUCAUAUGUUUAUGUGUGUAAGUGAUAAUAUGGUAUGUAGUAUUGAAUGAAAUACUGGACUAUGAUUUCUAGAUACAGAUGAAAUGUAUGUCUGGUUUGUUUGAUGAUAGGGGGGGGGGGGGGGGGUACGUUUUGAAUUGCAUUUGGUGGAUAUAUAUAUAACGUGCAAUAUUGUAACUAUUUCACAUGUUUAUUGAAUAAAUGCUUGAAGAUGAAUGACUCA